Messenger RNA from Chondrus crispus (carragheen), 414 nucleotides. RefSeq lists its product as hypothetical. NCBI's taxonomy places the organism in Eukaryota, Rhodophyta, Florideophyceae, Gigartinales, Gigartinaceae. The transcript has a single exon. The coding region runs from base 1 to 414 and encodes 137 amino acids. The record is from RefSeq and is a predicted model, not a curated record.
AUGACCGUCCAUGCUGUCUUAAAGGAGGCCCUAAAAGUCCGCGAGGAUAAGCGUUCAUCCUUCCCCGCCACCACUGUCGUCACGUUUCUCACGCUCUACCGCGCCGCAAACACCAUGCGCGUCCAUGUCACCGCCCGUCCAUGUCACCGCCCGUCCAUGCUCCUCCCCCGUCCACGCCCUCCCCCUGUCCACGCACUCCCAUUCGUCCAUACCCUCCCACCAGCUCUCGCACAUCGCGCACCGCCCGUCCAUGCUCCCCCACCCGUCCACGCCCUCCCCCCAUCCACGCAUUCCCAUCCGUCCAUACCCUCCCGCCCACUCGCGUUGUACACCAGGGUCGCCCCGCGCUCCUCCUCCUCCUCCUCCGCCUCGCCGCUCUCGUACAUCGCGCACUCCAGCAGCAGCUCACACUAG